CGGGACUGAGGGAAAGACUUUACCGCCGCCGCCGCCGCUUCCCUCCCGUCCGGUUUUUAACGGUUAAUACAAGAGAUUAACAUAUAAGUUUUUCACGGAUAUACCGGCUUUUAACGGCCGUGGAUUCAGUCGUUACUUUUUUCUCUCAGCGGUGUUCACAGUGUUCGUCACCCCGCGGCUGGCGGCUAGCAUCGGUUACUGCUGCUAAACAUGGUGGCCUGUCGGCAACAAGAAGCAACGAGUCCAGUUUGGGGAUUUUAGAGGAUAAAACAGGCACUUGGACGGUUCCCUCUGUAACACACAGCUGCUGUGGACACAUCACUGCCCUCAUUUUCCAUCUUUAUCCGGAGCUUUAUGGACUUGGACGUGAGGCUGCCUUUCUGUUUACGUUGUAACACUUGCAGCAGCACCGUCCGUGUUCUGUGGACCGUGGAUAAUCGUAGUUAGUUUACUUCAGAAGUUGCUAACCAGGCCUGUGUAAAGUUUCUGUUAAAGUUGCAGAAACAUGCGCUCACAGCUGGAAAAACACGUCAUAUAGCAACGCGGUUUUGUUUCACGACCGUUGUGUUUAUACUACGGAUGACUUGACACUCGCACAGAAAUGAGUUGGUGCUCAAGUGCAGCCUGCAGGAACUGUUUCACCCUCUGAGUUUCUUUAACAGUCCCCUCUCUGGGGGUUUGAUUCCUUGUUAAUCUGUGGAUUAUUAUGGAUUAUUAUUAUGGCCUAAUCCAAACCGCACCAGACCGGGAAUUUUGGGAAUAACAGCUGAUACUGUCGAUGAUGAUAGUGGUGAUGAUGAUGACAGAGAGAAGCGAUGGUUUCCCUUCGUUAUAAUUUUGAGUAGAGAGGAGAUAAUUACAUGGAGACUCGCCUGACAUGCCAAGGAAGGAGUUGCCACUACCUGAGGGUUGGGAGGAAGCCAGAGACUUUGAUGGCAAAGUCUAUUACAUUGACCAUAUUAACCAGUGCACCAGCUGGAUCGACCCCAGAGACAGGCAGACGAAGCCUCUGACGUUUGCUGACUGCAUCGGGGAUGAGCUGCCGGUCGGUUGGGAGGAGGCGUAUGACCCCACAGUCGGAGCGUACUAUGUUGACCACAACACCAAGAGCACCCAGCUGGAGGACCCGCGGGCCCAGUGGCAGCGAGAGCAGGAGUCCAUGCUCCGGGACUACCUGGCUGUGGCCCGCGACGCGCUCAGUGCCCAGAAGGAGAUUUACCAGGUGAAGGAGCAGAGGCUUCGUCUGGCGCAGCAGGAGUACCGGCAGCUCAAUGAUGCGUGGAGGGACAAGUCAACGUCACAGACCAGCUUGAAUUCCAGAUCGUCCUCGUCGAGCAAGUAUGACCCAGACAUCCUUAAAGCAGAAAUAGCCACAGCCAAAAGUCGGGUUAACAAGCUGAAGCGGGACCUGGCCUGUAUGAAGCAGGAGCUGCAGUACAAAGAACAAGGCUUUGAGACCCUCAAAGAGAUUGACCAGAAGGUGUCCAACAGCCCGUAUGGCUACAAGCUGCAGGAGGCGCAGGCUAUCCUCACAGAGGUCCGCUCCAUCAGGGAUGCCAUCAGCUCUGGGGAGAAGGAGAAACAGGAGCUCAUGCAGAAACUCGCAGCGUUGAAGGACGGUUUCCAGCUGGACUCGGGCUCCCAGCAGGAGCUGUGGGGCAGCAGUCCCUCGCUCGCCAACUCGGAGCUGUCCAUCCCUCGGCUCUACUCGGACGCCGGCUCGCAGACUGACAUCCCAGCUGAGUUCAUGACCAGCACCAACAAACUGGCAGAGAAGGUUCGUCUGAGUCUGAAGUACGAGGAGGCCAAGAGAAGGAUCGCCACCAUCGAGGUCCAGAUUGCCAAACUGGACAGCGAGGCCUGGCCGGGGCUGCUGGACCCGGAACGAGAUCGCCUCAUCCUCAUUAACGAGAAGGAGGAGCUGCUGAAGGAGCUGCAGUACGUCAGCCCCCGCCAACGCCUGCAGCCCAACGACGCAGAGAAGCUGGAGUCUGAGAAGAAACGGCUGGAGAGAGACCUGCAGGCUGCCAGAGACAACCAGAGCAAGGCUUUGACUGAGAGGUUGCGACUUCACUGUAAGAGGAACAAGCUGGUCAGAGAGCUGGAGGAGAUGGUUCGACUGGCCUCAUCACUACAUACUCAGCUCAAAAGCCUGUCGGCGAGCACGCUGUCCUGUUCGUCUGGCAGCAGUCGGGGCUCUCUAACGUCCAGCCGCGGCUCACUGGCCACCACCUCCAGCAUGGGCUCCUCCUCCUCCCUCAGCUUCACUGACAUUUACCUAGAGCAGCCCGAACUGGCCGACCCGGACUUUCAGAACAAGCUGGACAGCCUCCUGCAGGAGGGCGGCCAGGGAGGCUACCGCCCCUCCAGCUCCAUCACCACCAUACACGAACAUGAAGUGGUGACAGGCUCCGGAGGAAGGGACGCUGAGAGGCCUGGGAGCAAAGCAGUCGGGGUGGGAGGAGAUGUGGGGUGCUCUGCUGGAGGAGGCGCAGGAGGAGGCAGUGGUGUCGGAGUGGAAUCGGGGUCGUCCAGGAUACAGGCGCUCAGACUGUCAGAAACCCCUCGCUCCAUGAGCUCUUUAUCCCCGCGGUCGUCUCUUUCCUCGCUGUCUCCGCCGUGCUCGCCGAUGGUCACAGACACUAGUUUCCUGUCUGGAGAGACAUUCACAGGCCAAACAGGGCCUGGUGGGUUAAGCCUGGAUCUGGAGCUCCACAGCAGGCUAGCAGAACUGGAGCUCAGCCUGGACUCUCAGGAGCAGAGGCAGGAGGAGCUCGGGGGUCCCGGGGGGCUGGAGGAGAAGCAGAACCACAACACCACGCUGGGAGAGGAGGUCAAAGACUCGGCUCCCCAGCUUCGAGGAACGGGGGCGGGGCCAAAGAAGAUCGGCGUGACCUCAGCUGUGUCUGAAGAGUCGGUGGCUGGUGAUAGCGGCGUGUACGAGCCUUCAGAGCGCAGGCCGGGCCUCCCUGCAGACCUCCUCCUGAGCUCCUACGAGGAGAGGCUGGCGCUGGGCUGCUCUCAAGUGCAGCUUGGCUUCCGCUACGAGUCCAGAGACCAACGCUUCACCAUCUACGUCAUGCAGCUGUCCAACUGCAGCACCCUGUGUCUGCCGGCUGACCAGAAAAUAUAUGUGCGCUCAGCGGUGCUGCCCUGCUUGGAGGCCACCCGCUGCCUCUUCCGAACCCGUGGCCAUCUGCCUCAGGACGUUGUGGAGGUCAACGAGGUGUUUAGCAUGCAGAUAUCCCACAGUGCACUGAGGCAGAAGACUUUGAGGGUCGACGUCUGCAACACUAGCAAGUCGGGCCAUGAAGAGUGUCUGGCGGGAGCCCAAAUCAGCCUGGCUGAUGUCAGCUGUUCGGAGGAGAGAUGCACCAAGUGGUACAACCUGCUGAGUCGCGUCUACAUGCCCGAGAUCAACAACAAGGACAAAGAGAGCAGAGCAGCCGGCGGCUCUGACAGGACUCGUGUUUCCAGCAGUGACAGCAGAGUCGGAGCUCCUGAGGAUGAUGAGUGGCACGGCGACUCUCUGGACAUGUUUGAUGAUGAAGAAGGAAAUGGCGUGGAGGGGGUGGGGCCUCUGGAGGAAGAGGACGAGUUUUAUCCUGACAGCAGCCAAUGGGAAGCAGAGGAGGAGGAGGAGGAAGAGGAGGAGAAGGUGACCAAACCUCCCCCGCCAUCACCAGCCAUCACGGAAAAGGUAAACAAAGAGACGAGCAUGGAUAACUUGUUGCCGUCCCACCACUGCUCGGUGGUUCGACCCAAGGAACGCCGCCACGACGUCCACCAGCAGAACCCCUUCAUGAGGGGGAACACCAUCAUCCGCUCCAAGACCUUCUCCCCUGGACCUCAGAGCCAGUACAUCUGCAGGAUUAACCGCAGUGACAGCGACAGCUCCACCCUCUCCAAGAAGUCUCCAUUUGUCAGGAACGCCUCGGAGAGACGCAGCAUGCGCAUGAAGAAGCCUCCUGUGCAGGUUAAAGGACUGGACGGCCUCCUGCGGACGUCCCUGGACCUGGAGUUGGACCUGCAGGUGUCUCGGACGCGGCAGGCCCGGCUGGCGCAGGAGCUGCGGGUGCUACGGGAGCUGAAGACGCAGCUGGAGAAGGCGAGGCAGCAGGGCCAGAGAGAGCUGCCAACCUGGGUCCAAGAAGAUGAACGCUUCCGCCUUCUCCUCAAGCAGGCCGAGAAACAGACUCAUGAGGAGCAGCUACAGGAGAAGCGGGUGGAGAAGAUGAUGAGGGCAGCAGCCAAGGAUGUCCACAAGAUCAGGGGCCAGAGCCGCAAAGAGGUCCCCGAGGUCCAGACCUUCAGAGAGAAGAUGGCAUUCUUCACACGAGCAAAGACCAGCAUCCCCGACCUGCCGGCUGACGACGUGUAGAGAAGCAUUUCAAAGUAUUCCCCCUCCUCCCCUUCGAGUCUUAACCUGCUGUCCCCACACACAUGAAGCAAACAUUUGGCGGUGUUAUGAAGAAUUUAACAGUAAUAAUAUGUUUAGUCGAGAAAAAACACUCAAAACCGUGAAGAAACACAUUUUUAAAGAGCUCAGCAUUUCUAAUGUGGAUAGUCUUUGUUUGUAAAUUAGUGAUAGCACUGCUUCUUUUUUUUAUUAUCUUUUCCACUCUGUUUAUGGCGUUGUGUUUCUGUUACUAACCGGCUGUUUAUAGGCUCUUAGGUGUUUAAAAUCAUUCCAGCACAAAGUCACACAGCUGCACAUGUGCAUACAAAGGAUUUUGUACUAAAAUGACACAGUUGGACAAACAAAAAAAUAUAUAUGUAUAUUAAUAGCACAAAAUAAUAUCAAACAACGGUACUAAAGCAAAGUAAGCAACUAAAGCUGAUGAUAAAACAAAUAUCAAACUGAAGAGAUAUUUAAUAUUGAUCUUCAAGUGGUGUGUUUUUUUUUUUUUUUUUAGAGCAUUUUAAAAACUUUAUACGCAGACAAACAUGAGCACACCUGAAGCUUGUCUUAUGUGUACAACGUUACAGCACAGAUGGUUGUAAAUAAGCAUCAUCGGCAUCUUUCACUAACAUGGCACACGAUACAACAACAUGAGAGGAAAACUGGAGUUUGUCUUUGCUUUUCAAACAUUUACUGAAUGAAACUGGAUCUGAUGAUCGAAGAGAAAAGAUUCUUCUCAUUCUAGGUUGAAAGUAAGAAAAAAUGAUUGUCUCUCACCAGUGACACACACAUUCAGAAAAGUGUAGAAACAGCACUAACUCUCACUAACACUCAGGUAGUUAAUCGGAUAGUCUGCACUUUAAAUAAACUUGAGGUAAAAGUUUAAAAAAAAAAAAAGAAAAAAAAAAGAAACUUGAUGUGGGUUUUUGGAAAAUUAAAAGAAUUAAAUCCAAAAACCUUUGCCUCGGAUGCGCUGGAAUGAUUGUUGAUUGUUGAAGCACACAAAGAUUGUCGUAACACACACACAGGAAGUGAAGAUCAAAUGUAUUUUUGAUGACUGUGAACUAAAAGGAGUUUUAAUGUCAGACUUCCCUUCCCUCUGUUCCCACUCUGUAACUGGAUGUUUUAGAUACAUAUCUGUUCUGCAGCUGAAUGUGUAUAUUGAUCCAUGUCAGCGUGGUGCCCCAGCAACACUCACCUUUGUUUCUUCUUAUCAAGUCUUUAAAGGUGCACUAAUCAAUAUUUUUCUAUUAAUAAUAGAUAAGAAAUGACUGUAUAAUGUGAAAGAGGUGUUUUGACGGACGAUCCCACAGAUAUUUAUCACCUGACUCCUCAGUCCUCCUCUGCUUGAGCUUUGUAGCAUCGUUUAGCUGAUUGUUUUGGUGUUACGGGCCACAACUUUACUGUAUUGAAUCAUUCCAUUGUUUCAGGCUAACACGAGAAUGUUUUUGCUGCAAAAAAAGUUCAAAAAGCCUACUGUGCACUAACUUGUCAGCAGACAGCUGCAGUUAGCGAUAAGUUGGAGAUCACAGUGAAGCAUUUAGCAACUAAAGACAAAUGAAUGAUCAUGCUGGAUCUGUAAUAGUCAACUCUCUGCUAACGUGCCACAUAAAGUAGGGGUGCACCGAUGAUAAAAUAUGGGCCAUUAUCCAUGUUUAAAAUUACAGUUAGGCCACUAGCUGAUGCCGAUACCAAUACUGAUGUUGUUUGUUUUGUUGUUAUUUAUCCCCCCUUUUUUGCCAGGGGAAAAAAAGGAACCCUUAUUAUAAGAAAGUCAUUCAACCCUUCAUUCAUUAAAUGAGCACAAAUUCAGUCAUACAAAUUAAUGAAACAUCCUUUAAUAUAAUCUAAUUUCAAGCCUUUUUAGCCUGCUAUAUAACUACCUAUACGUACACUACCUAUAACUACUAAAUUUAAGCAUCUCUGCCUCGUUGCAGCUGAGUUUGUUUCUCUUCUCAUCCCAGAUGUGAGACGCAGAGCUGAACAGCUGCUCACUGUCUGUGCUGGUGCGUGGAGCACAUGGGUAUUUGCGUACCAUUUGUGCCAAAACAGAGGUGAUUAUUUCUCCAAUAUGCGAGUGCGGUCACGUCUGUGAGACAGUGUAAUAUCAAUAUUUAUUACAGUUUAUAUACUGUCCUGCAACAACUUGUGGAAAGAAAUAUAUUCACUGAGAUAAAAUGUUGUCGUUAUCUAAAGACCCAUGUGCUAUAUUUGAUCAAUAGGCCCUUGUAAUAAGGUGAACGUAAUGCUUUUAAGGAUUUCUUUAAUUGUCAGACUGUUUUGAAGUUUGAGAGAUGCAUUAUUAAGGUUGUGUACUGUGCUGGUACACUGCAAAAUCACCACAGUGACUGGCAAGUCUAAAGUUUAAUCAAUCAAUACUGCAUGUUUAUAUACAUGUAACCUUCAUAGCUAUGUUUAGCAUAUAGCAUAUUAAGAGUUCUACGAAGUGCGGGUGUCCCGGGCGUGCAAAAAGGUUAAAAAAUGUUCUGAAAUAAGUGGAUUUAGAGAAUCAGUGCCCUUCAGGAAUUUAAACUCUCUUAAAGUCCCUCCAAGCAGCAUGAAUGAAUAAAUACUUUAGGACUCAAACAUAUAUUUUUAUCAAUAUCUUUUUAGAUAAUUGAAGAUGACCCGACUUGCCAUUUCAUCGAUCAAACAUUAAAAUCCCCUCAUGCUGUUAAAUGUGAGCCCUUGCUUAGUAACCUUGCUUAAAAUCAGAGGAGAAAAUGUGUUUUCAUAUUUUUGUCAGAGUGCAGAAAAAGAUCCCACUUUAUCUGUAUGUGCAGGGUGACUCUUAUUCUACACCUCUGACACGACAGUGUUAACCGUUUGUGCUCCUGCGGCGUGAUUUCUAUUCAGCUCAGUGAAGGCUUACUGACGUCUGACUCUGUUUCCAGGGCAACCCAACUUACAAAUCAGCAGCAGACCUUGACUCUGGCACAUCUCUUGUUUACUGACUCUUUGUGUUUGUACCUGGAUGUUGAGCAGCUCCUGUAUAACUUGUCCUUGGUGCUUUUCUCAACAUUUAAUCUGCGUCACAGCAAAAACUCCUCAGCGGAUAUAUCUCGUGUUUCUAGACGCUGUAAUCGUUUGAAUCCUCCUGAUCAUUACUGGACACAUGUAGAAGACAUGACAUCAUGUUGAGAUUAAACAGAUUUGAUCUGAUAAUGACCUUUGGUUAUAGUGUCAGACGGGAGACAUUUCUCUUCAGUCGCUGUUUUAUACGACUGUCACCAAUCAUACAGAGAGAAAUCCAUCAGAGGAGAUUCACAGAGGCCGAUUUAAACACCUGCAGGAGCAGAAAAUAGACCAGAAUGCAUUGCAGCAACAAGACAGGUUUAGUUUUCAAUAAGAACUGGACAAGCUUUCUUAUUUCUUUGCCUACUACCUCAUUGUUAUGACCAGUUUCUUAUUAUGUUUCUUUCACACACAGUGUAGUGACAACAGUACAAAGACUAAUUUAACUGCAGAGGGUGCUGUGUAGGCAGUUUACAAAACUAACUCAUCACAAGAGAGAUAUAUAAUAUAAAUAGAUUAAAAAAAAGGAAUGCAACAAGUUGUUAAAAAGCACUCUGGGAAAUGUAGUAAAUGGCUAAUGCUGAAAACUUACCAAGCAGUGGUGAAGCACUGUGGUGAGCUGCCAUGCAGUGUCUGCAGCAAAGUGCGGCAAAAAUUAAAAGUUGGGGAUAUUUUAACUUCUAGCAGUUAGUUGCAGCCAGAGAAUACAUGCAGACAAUCAGUGCACUGAGUCAGAUCACUCCUGGGACAUGUUGACCCAUGUUACAAAAUAUUUCUUCCUGCCUGAAACACAUGAACACAUGAACACAUGAACACAUGAACACGCCUCCCGGUUGUAAAAUGUAAUUAUUGUGGUGAGCCACUGCUUGGUGUUUUUUUAGCGUAAUUGAAGUGGAAGUAGGCAGGUAGAUGGAAGAGGGAACACGAAAUAAUGACACAUUUUGGACAUCACAGAUUGGAAACAAGUCGAGUCAGUUUCAGUUUUGUGGCUCUAAAUCAAGAGGAACAGUCUGACAUCCAACAAGGAAACAAAAUGAAGGAAAAACUAGAAGGGGCACUCAGAGAGCGCAGACCUCCGCAAAGGCUAAAUGCUCUAUUUCACAAUGUUAACAAAAGCGAAAAAUAAUUAGUUCAGCCACCCCUUGCUUCAGAUCCGUUCUAAAAAUUUGAAUGGAUUGUUCCUUGGCCCGUGCUACAACCUUCCACCAAGUUUCAUGAAAAUCAAACCAGCAGUUUUUUGGCAACAGACAAACAAACUGUCCUUGGUUGAGGUAUCAAGGCAAAGUAGCAAAAAAGAAACACAACAUAACAGAGCAGCUGAAAAAGAAAUGAAAAGUAAAAAUGAUAUUUACUUGUAUAAAAGUGGCAAACUCUAAUGUUUCUCCAACAUUUCCUCUUUGGGGGGAUGUAAUUGAAAAGUUUACAGUCUUAAAGUGGACCCACACCUGUUAUAUUUGUUAUUUUAUUAAGUCAUAUUCAACAUAGUGUCUCGCCCAGCCUUAUAAAAUCUGACAGAUAUACUGAGGUCAUGAACUGCUCGUCUCUGUGGCGCCUGCGCUGUCAUCGUCAGUUUCCUUCUUGCUGGGUCACCAUGCUGAACAUGUACUUUGGGUACGUUAGGUGCUUUGGAUAAAAGUGUCCACCACAUGACACAAACCCUUCAUAUCAUCAUGUCUCCAUUCCUGGUGUGAACACGAAUGUAGCUGACGAAAACCUCUCUGCUGCUGUCAUUCCAGAUGUUUCUCUGACUCACUGUUUGUAGAUAAACAGCAGCUCAUGAAAUGCUUGAACUGUAGAUCAGAUCCAGUGGAGAGUCGACCUCCAACUUUUUCUUUUUCUUUUUUUUUUUUUUUUUUAGUAGUUCAUGUGUUGCUUUCAGUGUGUGUAUGUUUAAGACAAACAGAGGAAGUUGAUUUUGGCCUAUUUUCCUUGCUAGCUGUCUCCACUUCCUGCUCCUUUGUUUUCCCACAUCACCCUCCGAUCCUUCAGUGAUCUCCAAAAAGUCCCAAAAAAUCACAGUCAGCCUUGUUCUCUGAUAAUCAAAUACUGUAAAUGUUUUAAAUCCGUACAAAAAGAAAGAUAGUCACAACACGUUCAGGUAGAUAUAGGAAUGUUUUGCACAAGAAUGAUGAAUAUCACACAAUGACAUAAUCAAACGACACUACAGCUCUUCACCCGUCGCCUAGACAAAGACUAAAAACUUGAUGGGAACUGAAUCGAAUGCUGUGAGGACGUUCACACUGAGGCUGCGUUCACACUGCAGGAACUAAAUGUUUGAUUCUGGCCGACAUCAGUCUGAACAGUCACAUGUCUCAACUGAACAACGUACAAAAGAUCAAUACCAAAGAUGUAACACCGGAUACUCACGAAGAAAUACACAAACAGAAAUGGAAACAGUGGUCCAAAUAAAUCCUAAAGUCAGUAGUUUGAGUGCUGUAAAUUUCGUCAUCUGCUCAUGUUUGCUGUGUGCAUUCUAUGCACACCUACAACCAUGCUGACUGCGCAUUCGUGCCAUGUAGUAUGAACAGAACCGUAUGUCUGUUUUGCAGUACAUCAGGAACUUAAAGGGGAACUACACCCAUUUCUAUGUUCUAAGACGGUCCAAAAAUAUCAGUAAACAUGAUCAACCCUCUCCCAGAUCCAAACACUAGAGUGCUAGAACUCAAAUUUGUGAUGCCAUAGGGUAUAAAGUCUGGAGUUGUUCCGAUGAUAUGAAUUAGGAAGAUACUAUAGAUGACACGAGGUGCACCAGGGAACUUUCCUGGGCACACCUUCUUUUUCAGAACUGAAAACAUUACAACAGAAUAAAGCUCAUUUUGGUAUAAAAAAGGAAAAACCUUUAGUGGGUCCAUAUAAUCUGUCUCCCAUUCAUUAUUUAUGGGGCAGCUCCAGACUUUCUACCCUAUGACAUCACAAGUUUAGGACUCACUUCUCUAGUUUCUGCCUUUAAUAGAGAGCAGCUCAUGUUCACAGAUAUUGUAUGAACUUUCCAAGCCCAUAGAAAUAACAUAUUGGAAUUCUUAAUUUAGGUGGUGUUCCCCUUUAAGUCAGUAUAUUAAACUUAAAUCUGUUAUUAUGCGAAAUAAAAGAAAAGGCAUAAUAUCUCCUUUAAAUGCAGGCGGAGUAGCAUAAAAUGGAAGUUUUUGAGUAACUGUACUUCCGAUUUAUUAGGUACACCUGAAUAAUCUAAUGCAAUCCAGGACAACUGAUCUGCCGUCAAGUCACAUGUGGUGUUUCUGAUAAAUCGGACCCCCUCUUGUCUAUAAAUUAGAAGGACAAAAAUCAUUUUAAACACCUUUUAAUACAAUUUAAUUGACUUUUACCCGACAUUAAACUAUGACCUCGCUAGUAAACACUGUAUAACUGAAUUUCUAACAAAACCUGAUAUCAUAAACUAUUUAAAGGUAGAAUUCAUAGCUGAGCUGCUGUAUUGAAACACAGUGGACUGUACAGGCUAAUAAAGUGGCCGUCGAUAUUUAUGGUGCCUUUAUAACGUCUGACCAAGACUUUCGCAUUAACUCUGGCCCACUUCUGUUUUUAAUGACAUCAGCUGAUCAGUGACAAUCGUCUAAUAGAAUAAAAUAAAUGUGUUGUAGCUUGUUGAGACGUCUCUGGUUAGAGCGUCUUUGUCUGAGCUCCUGUCCAGCAGCUUUUAAACACAGUAAGGUCAGCUUGAAAUCAGUUUCUUCCUCUGUAGCAACAUUUUGGAUAAUAAUGCAUCCUGAUGGUGCUGUCAAAUGUAACGCACCAGGAUUUUGUAGCUGCUGCUGAUGCUGUAUUUGGCAUCAUGAACAGCUCACUUUCUUGACUGAUCCCAGCACUCACCAGGAACUGUUGUUGUUUUUCUCCAGUCUGAAUCCUUGUAUGUUCAUUUAUUUUUUUUAGUCUUUUUUCCGAAUACACCUGAACGUCUCACUUUUCUCUCCUCUGAAUCACUCCACUGCCGUGACGACAAACUGGAGCAAACAAGUGAAUUCUAAUCCGACUGUUCAGACCGAGGUCACAUGGCCACAGUUGUCGUGUUUAGUUUCUGUUAAAGAUGAACAUAUCUAAGAGUCGUAUUCAGAUCAGGUUUCCUCCUGCACUGUGAAUGCAGCUCUGAACUCUGACGGGGCUGAGGGUUUUACUGUAGCAGGAACACUGUGAAAUGAAUGAAAGCCUUUGGAGUUAUGUGAGAGAGUGUGCCUUUUGGAGCGCAACAUGUAAACUGUUAUUUUUAUUUCUGUUUUUUUUGUUUUUUUUUAAUUCUUUGUCUUAAAUGUCCAAACCUGGCCGCCAUCGUCUGAUCCGAAAGAAGCUGGAAAUGUAGAAAAAUGUUUGCAUUAAUUUUCCUAAUGUAAACAGUUUGUUUGUUUGUUUUCCACCACUGUAGAGCGAGUAGUUGUAAAGAAUAGGACUCUGUGUAGUCUGAGCAACAGUACUGUCUGUUUUAAAGUCCAUUGAACUUUGUCAUGAUCGACCGAAUGUUGUUUAACCUCUAAAUCAGACUCAGUUAUAUGUAAGAUCUGAAUGAAGGAAUGUAGGUUUUUGCUACGAGAAAUCACAAUCAUUCAGAGAAAUAAACAAAUGCUGUUAGUCACAAAUAAUUAUUUUUUUUUCAUCAUGUAGGUUGUGAUAUAAUUCUUGUUUGUUUUUUGAAGUUUAAGUGCAUUUUUUCUUUAUUUGAUCAUUGUUUUUUUUUUUUCUAAUGAAUCUGUUUGUAUUACGACUGGUGAUGAACCUGGUAAUGUGUAUGGAGGCGGCUAUGAGAAACAUACAGCAUGUAUUUAUUGCACUUUGUGAUUUGGGUGUGCUUUUCCUGUUUUGUUUUUUUUUUUUCUUUUUAUCGCGAGAGUCCCGAAAAGCUGUGAAUUUUAUUCUCAGACACUGUACUAUCGACCAGAGUUGUAAAUAUUUCACCAGCACAAAAACAAAAAAACAAAAAAACAACCAAACAAUAUGUUUUGUAGUUUCACAACAAAUAAAAAAAGUUCUUCUCUUCUA
Messenger RNA from Epinephelus lanceolatus (giant grouper), 12400 nucleotides. RefSeq names its product WW and C2 domain containing 1 (gene wwc1). The record is from RefSeq and is a predicted model, not a curated record. Gene Ontology annotation, molecular function: molecular adaptor activity; kinase binding. Gene Ontology annotation, cellular component: cytoplasm. NCBI's taxonomy places the organism in Eukaryota, Metazoa, Chordata, Actinopteri, Perciformes, Serranidae. Gene Ontology annotation, biological process: negative regulation of organ growth; regulation of hippo signaling; regulation of DNA-templated transcription.